AUAACGGCAAGACCUCCUGCGAUUAAGAUUACGGAUAGCCUUUAGUGCUACCAACGGGAACGAACAGAUUGCACCAGGUCACUGACCCACAGAAAGACAAAAGACGAAUUUAGAAAUUCCUACUGAAAGACCAGAAAUUGGAACGCAUGGCCUUAGUAACCCGUAACCGGUAGCUUGCCAAGAAGAAGAGAUUCAAACAAAAAAAACUGGUAUUGUCAUCGAUGUCGUGAAAAACAAACGUUUCUGAAAUGUCCAACAAACCGAAAUCGGAACCAGAACCGGAACCGGACCCGAAGUAUCUGAAAGUGCUGUCCACCCACUUUGGUCACUCCGCCUUUCGACCGAUGCAAUGGCGCAUCAUUCGUUCGAUUAUCGUCGAGCGGCGUGAUAAUUGUGUGAUCAUGGCUACGGGCUACGGAAAAUCGUUGACAUAUCAAUACCCUUCGGUGUUUCUCAACCGGCUUACGUUUGUCGUUUCGCCGCUCAUCAGCUUGAUGGAGGAUCAGGUACUGUCGCUGAAUCUGUGCAACAUUCCGGCCUGUCUGCUCGGUACAGCGCAGUCCGGCAAUCCAAUCCCGGACAUCGAAGCAGGCAGCUUUCGCGUGGUCUACCUUACGCCCGAGUUCGUCACCGGUGACCGUGGCCAAUCGCUGCUGACUUCAGUGCGUAAACAGCUCGCCCUGAUCGCCAUCGAUGAGGCGCACUGUUUGAGCAAGUGGGGCCACGAUUUCCGUCCUGCCUAUCGUAAUCUGGGCUUGGUGCGAGAUCUCUGCCCCGAUGUGCCGAUUCUGGCAGUGACCGCUACCGCCACACCAAAGGUGCGCGAUGAUAUUGUGCAGAGCCUGCACCUUAGGAACGCACAGAUCCUAUGCACCGGUUUCGAUCGUCCCAAUCUGGAGUUUAUCGUGCGGCCGAAGGGUUCGCAGGGACCACUGGAAGACAUCCGGCCACUGCUGGGCAGUCGGAACCGCGAAGGAAGCAUCAUCAUCUACUGUCUCACACGUAAGCAAACGGAAGAAAUUGUGAAGCUGCUGCGCGGCAAAGGCAUCGAGUGUGAGGCCUACCAUGCCGGCCUUUCGGUUUCCAAGCGACGUCAGGUGCACGAAAGUUUCGUGCGUGACCGUUUGCAGAUCAUUGUUGCUACGAUCGCGUUUGGCAUGGGUAUCGAUAAGCCCGACGUACGACUCGUCAUACAUUACGGUGCUUCGAAGGACCUCGAAAGCUACUACCAGGAGGCGGGUCGUGCUGGGCGCGACGGUCAACCGUCGCGCUGCGUUAUGUUCUGGAGCCGGGCGGACUUUAAAACGCACGAAUUUCUUCGCUCACAAAAUGGCAGCGGUUCGGUGCAGCACAACCUCGAGCUGUUGUCGCGCAAGAUGGGCGAAUAUCUCGAUACACGCGAUUGCCGUCGGCGCUUCAUUUUGCAGUACUUCGAGGGGACACUCUCGGAGCUCGGAAGCAGCGUAACGGCGGUGACACAGGCAGCAGGCGAUGGGAAACCACACCGUUGCUGUGACAACUGUACGCGCGGUGGUGUGGCGAAGGAUUGCGAACGUUACGAAGGGAUCGAUGCCGACGGAAGGUACGAUUUUGGGACCGAUGCGGAGCAUUUGUUGAAAGCGAUCGAAGCAUUUGGCGGUGGUACGGGCCUCUCGCUUCCGAUUAUGUUACUACGCGGUUCAAAAAACAAAAAGCUAAACGAGAACAACUACCGCAACCCACUGUAUGGCGUUGGGAAAGCGCGUGAUGAAGAAUGGUGGAAGUCCCUAGGGUCACUGCUUGAGCGGGAAGGUUUCCUGACGAAAGUGAAGAUCGACAACACUUUCAACCGGUUUGCCACCAUCUACAAGAUUCAGCUGACCGCAGCCGCCCGAAAGUGGCUGAAUUCAAAUAACAAACCACCAUCGAACCGACGACAGCUGCUACUAAAACCGACGGCAGAUAUGUUUAAAUCCUUCAAAGUCAUAGUACAAACCCGUGAGCCUGUGGCAGUCAGCGAGCGUACCUCACCGUCCUCCACCAGUCGAAAGCCGGUUCUCGAUGUAAUCACAUCACGAGGCUUCCUUCCUGCAUCGGUCGCUGGGCCACAGAACAAGACGCAAGAACUCGUCCAAACGUUACUCAAAAAGCGUUCCGAACUGGCGACCGCAUUCGAGUGUAUGCCGUACAUGAUUGCCUCGAAUGCAGCCCUACACCAGAUGGCCACCAAGCGACCGCUAAACAUGACCGAAAUGAAAAACGCACAGCUUGACGGGUUUUCCGAUGUAAAGCUGCAAAAGUUUGGCCGCGAAUUUUUGAUUUGCAUUCAACAGAAGCUAAACUAUCUGCCCAGCCAACAGCCACCGGUGACCACCGAGCAGAGUAACGCGAGCUUCCCCGGUGGCAGUCUUUCGGCGACACAGUCACAAUCGUGGAGAAUGUGGAGACAGGAAGGCAAAGGCGUCCCUGAAAUUGCCAGCGAACGACGGCUAGCGGAAUCCACCAUUACCAAUCAUCUGCACGAUGCUAUCCGGGUGGGCGCACCCUUCGGAAAGCCAGAUCUUCAACGGCUGGGCAUCGAUGAUGGUUUGUAUGCAACGAUUGUUUCCCAUUUGCCACCGAACAUGGAACAGCCGCCCAUCAAGCUGACCACGAUCAAGGAACUUUGCCCGCCCGAAGUGACCUUUGAUCAGCUGAAGAUUGUGAUAGCGCUCGAGAAGCGUAAACCGCCAAAGGAGACAAAACCGACGAACGUACCUUCGCCGGAGAGUUUUCCUUCUUCCAAGAGCACACCCGAGGCGACAAAACCACCGGAGAAAAAGCCGCACGAUCCGUUCGAUGAUGAAGAUGAUGACGAUGAUCUGUUCGACUUUAACGAACUGGAUCGCCUUGAGGCGGCAAUGGUGGGUGAGAAAAAUGUCCCGUCCCCACCAUCACCGGUACUAGUGCCAAUGAGUGAACCCCGUGAUCCAACGGAAGUGCACUCGCCUUCCAUCCUAGCAUCGACGAUACCGCGCCCAAGUGAACCCCUGCAACCGACCACGACCGUUCCGAAUGUAACCACCGAAGAGAAGCGAUCGGGAACGGCAGCGUUUGUGAUGAAAACUGCAACCCGUAGCCGGCCAGUCAAUCUAAAGCGCAUCCACUACGACGAGGAUGACGAAACGGAUGAAGAGAACAACAACGGAGGCGGCGACGAUUCGGAAUCGUUUCCAAGGCCUCCCAAGCGAAAGUUGUGAGAUGAAGUGAGUUAUUCUUCUUCAAUAAAUCCGCGGCCAUCCACGUGUUUCCUGUUUCGGGGCACGA
Messenger RNA from Anopheles aquasalis, 3285 nucleotides. RefSeq names its product Werner syndrome ATP-dependent helicase-like. Gene Ontology annotation, molecular function: nucleic acid binding; ATP binding; 3'-5' DNA helicase activity. Gene Ontology annotation, biological process: telomere maintenance; double-strand break repair via homologous recombination; DNA replication. The record is from RefSeq and is a predicted model, not a curated record. Lineage: Eukaryota; Metazoa; Arthropoda; Insecta; Diptera; Culicidae. Gene Ontology annotation, cellular component: cytoplasm; nucleus; nucleoplasm.